Molecule: messenger RNA, 1026 nt
Organism: Beta vulgaris subsp. vulgaris (sugar beet)
Lineage: Eukaryota; Viridiplantae; Streptophyta; Magnoliopsida; Caryophyllales; Amaranthaceae
Exons: 2
Coding region: 1-1026 (341 amino acids)
Molecular function (GO): nucleic acid binding; zinc ion binding
Source: RefSeq, a predicted model, not a curated record
AUGACUGUGGUGGAAUACACUGCAAAAUGUAUGGAGUUGUCCCGUUUUUCCCCAGAACUAGUCAGCUCGGAGAAAUUUAAAAUGUCCCGCUUUUUCGAAGGGUUAAAUUUCAAGUAUCGGAAGAGGGUGGGGUACUACACCAACUAUCAAGAGUUAUAUGAUGGGGCACUAGAGCAGGAGCGGAUUGAUAAAAAACAGGAAGAGUCAAAUAGGAGGAAGAAUGGAGGUAAAGCGAAUGAUGGAGGAAAUGAACGAGCAAGGAGUGGCUCAAAACAACAACAAAGAGGUGAAAGUCAGCAAAAGGCACCAAAAAGGGGCAAAGCUUGUUUUAAGUGCGGAAAGGAUCACUGGGGAAAGAGCUGUGAGGGAAAGGAAGUCUGUUUUGGAUGCAAGAAGCCGGGUCACAGGUUUAGAGAUUGUCCUCAGAGGUCCGGAACUGGUGAAGGCUCCGGGAGGCAAACUGGAUUUGUUGGGUACAAUCGAGCAGGGGUAAACCCUCAGGGUUUCCAAGGUAGGAAUGCGGGAUUCAAUCAAGGAAAUCGGGGAAAUCUGGGAAAACCCCGGGCAUAUUCUCUAUGUCUGAAAGCUCCCAAGGAAUCUAAAGAAUCCUACAACUGGAGGAAUUGCCCUGUUAGAAUUUCCGAGAAAGAGUUCAUAGCAAAAUUAGUUCAGUUUGAACUAGGGAUCUAUGAUGUAAUAUUAGGAAUGGAUUGGUUGAGGGAUCAUAUGGCAGUGAUAGAGUGUACUAGGCGGACCAUCCAACUUACAACAGCCUUAGGAACUCAAGUAAGAUAUGAAGGGGUUAAAGUGAGACCUAAGGUACAAAUAGUAUCUGCUCUAAAGAUGAUGAAGGAGUUAAAAAGGGAGAACGUCGGGUACCUGUGUCAAGUGGUGGACACCACUAAAGUUGUGAUGAAACCAGAGAACAUAUCGGUAGUUAAGGAUUUUUGUGAUGUAUUUCCUGACGAGUUGCUUGGAUUACCCCCUCACAGAGUUGUAGAUUUUCAUAUAGACUUAAUGUCUUAA